CGAGAAGCUCGAGCUCGACCUAUCUCUCUCUGUCUCUCGUCCAUCCAUCCAAACAGCGAAAAUGCAAGAGCUCUCCACCUCAACUCCAUCCGAUCUUUUCUCUCGAAAAUCCCAAAACGACUACCAUUUCUCUCUCUUCUCUACCUUUCCUUCCAUGGCCGAUUCCCGCAACAGCUUCCGGACCUGUGGAGGAGGGGAACGGAAGCCGGAGAUGCCGAACGACAGUGCCUUUGGGCAGGCCUACCAAAAAUCCACACGCUCGCCCGAUCCUCCCUCCGAAUGGUGCUCCAGCAGGCCGAGGACGAUUUACCACAUGCCUUCGACAUCCAUGUCGCCUUCAUCCUUGGCCAUCAACGAUCGUGAGCUGCAGCGGAGAAAACGAGUCGCGGGUUACAAGUCGUAUGCUCUGGGAGGGCAGGUUAAGUCCUCUUUCCGUAAGGGAUUCCGUUGGGUCAAGAACAUUUGCUCCAAUUUCGUCCGUGGCCACUGAAAUAGAGAGAAAUUGAUGGAAAUACCCCUCACUGAUUUUUAUUUUUUUUUAUUUCCUGCUGCUAAUCGCUCGUGGGAGAUCGAGGGGCAUUUCUGGGAGAGGAAGGUUGAUGAAUUUGUAUGUCUUUUUGUUUAUUUGUUUGGGUGUUUUGGGGGAAGGCUUUUUUCUUUUGG
Magnolia sinica is the source of this 663-nucleotide messenger RNA. RefSeq lists its product as uncharacterized. The transcript has a single exon. The coding region runs from base 62 to 490 and encodes 142 amino acids. NCBI's taxonomy places the organism in Eukaryota, Viridiplantae, Streptophyta, Magnoliopsida, Magnoliales, Magnoliaceae. The record is from RefSeq and is a predicted model, not a curated record.